AGCCGAGAUGCUCUUCGCGCUGACCAAGCCCGCUCCGCUGACGGAGCAAGUGCGCUCCAGGGAUGGCUGCAUCUACCUCUAUCGAGCCAUGAGGUUCAUUGGCUGGCGGCCGCCCAAGUCGGGGAUGCUGCGCUACGUCUAUCUGACGUGGACGGUGCUCACGUUCAUGUGGUGCACCACGUAUCUGCCGCUCGGCUUCCUGGGCAGCUACAUAACGGAGAUCAAGCACUUCUCGCCGGGCGAGUUUCUCACCUCGCUGCAGGUGUGCAUCAAUGCGUAUGGAUCCUCGGUCAAGGUGGCCAUCACCUACUCGCAGCUGUGGCGCCUGGUCAAGGCCAAGGACAUCCUGGACAAGCUGGAUCUGCGCUGCACCAGUCUCGAGGAGCGCGAGAAAAUCCAUCUGGUCGUCGCACGCGCCAAUCACGCGUUCCUCAUCUUCACCAUCGUCUACUGCGGCUAUGCGGGCUCCACAUAUCUCAGCUCCGUGCUCAACGGCCAUCCGCCCUGGCAGCUCUACAAUCCCUUCAUCGACUGGCACGACGGCGUACUGAAGCUGUGGACCGCCUCCACGUUGGAGUACAUCGUCAUGUCCGGGGCUGUGCUGCAGGACCAGCUGUCGGACACCUACCCCUUGAUCUACACCCUCAUCCUGCGCACUCACCUCGACAUCUUGAGGGAGCGCAUUAGCAGCCUGCGCACGGACCCCGCCAUGACUGAGGACGAGAACUACGAGGCGCUGGUCAAGUGCGUCAUCGACCAUAAGCAGAUCCUCGACUACUGCGCUCUCAUCCGCCCCGUCAUCUCGGGCACGAUCUUCACUCAGUUCCUGCUGUGCGGCCUCGUCCUCGGUCUCACGCUGAUCAAUGUUUUCUUCUUCUCGGACCUGUGGACGGGCAUCGCCUCGUUCCUCUUCGUCAUCACCGCCCUGCUGCAGACGUUCCCCUUCUGCUACACCUGCAACCUGAUUAUGGACGACUGCGAGGCCCUCUCGCACGCUCUCUUUCAGAGUAAUUGGAUUGACUCGGGCUCCCGCUACCAGUCGACUCUAUUGUACUUUCUCCACAAUGUGCAGCAGCCCAUCGUUUUCAUAGCCGGCGGCAUUUUUCCGAUUUCAAUGAGCAGCAACAUCAGCGUCGCGAAGUUUGCCUUUUCGGUCAUAACCAUUACGAAGCAAAUGAAUAUUGCGGAUAAAUUCAAGAGUGAGUGAAAAAUUC
This is a messenger RNA of Drosophila navojoa, 1214 nucleotides long. RefSeq names its product Odorant receptor 42b (gene Or42b). Gene Ontology annotation, biological process: detection of chemical stimulus involved in sensory perception of smell; sensory perception of smell. The record is from RefSeq and is a predicted model, not a curated record. Gene Ontology annotation, molecular function: odorant binding; olfactory receptor activity. Lineage: Eukaryota; Metazoa; Arthropoda; Insecta; Diptera; Drosophilidae. Gene Ontology annotation, cellular component: plasma membrane.